Brassica napus (rape) is the source of this 1477-nucleotide messenger RNA. RefSeq names its product ATP-dependent DNA helicase Q-like SIM. Gene Ontology annotation, molecular function: 3'-5' DNA helicase activity; four-way junction helicase activity. The record is from RefSeq and is a predicted model, not a curated record. NCBI's taxonomy places the organism in Eukaryota, Viridiplantae, Streptophyta, Magnoliopsida, Brassicales, Brassicaceae. Gene Ontology annotation, cellular component: chromosome; nucleus; cytoplasm. The coding region runs from base 264 to 1151 and encodes 295 amino acids. Gene Ontology annotation, biological process: double-strand break repair via homologous recombination. The transcript has 8 exons.
CCAGCUUCACUAAAACCCAGACAACAGAAGAUCCAACCGUUGAAAUCCAAAUCCCUUCAGUGAAUCUCUAACCCACUGACUGAAGAAGCUUCCCACAAAAUAUCAGCCCGAUCAAGUUCCGUUUGAUCCUCCAAAACCAGUCUUGGAAUAGCCUGACGAGUUUUCUCCUCCUUCUCUCUUCUUUCUCUCUUUUGUCUCUCUCUCUCAACUCUAUUAUUGUGAGUCUACAGUGCAAAGGGUCAUGAGAAUUAUUAUUAUGUCUCAUGCCCACUUGGUUCUCUCCAUCUAGGAGGGACCCAACAGAAGCAUACUACCAAGAAGCUGGUCGAGCUGGAAGAGAUGGGGAAUUGGCUGAGUGCGUGCUCUAUGCUAAUCUAUCGAGAGUACCAACACUUUUGCCGAGCCGUAGGAGCAAAGAACAGACAGAACAAGCUUACAAGAUGCUAUCUGAUUGCUUCAGAUACGGAAUGAACACUUCACAGUGUCGAGCGAAAAUACUCGUGGAGUACUUUGGGGAGGAUUUCACUUCCAAGAAGUGUAACUUAUGCGAUGUUUGCACUAAAGGGCCUCCAGAGCAAGUUAAUGUACGAGAGGAAGCUAAUCUUUUGUUUCAAGUAAUCUCUGCCUUUCACUUGCAGGCAGAGACUAGCUCUGAGCAUGCAUCAUAUGAAGAUUACGGACUCGGCAACAGCAAACAGAAGAAGUUAUCUUACAAACCGAAUCUUUUCUUCUUCAUCAGUAGAAUCAGGGAGCAGUCCCAAAAACUCAUGGAGAUAGAUCGUCUUUGGUGGAAAGGUCUUGCCCGUAUCAUGGAAGCCGAGGGAUACAUCAAAGAGAUGGACAACAAGUCUCGUCGAGUUGAGAUAGCUUUUAUAGAACCAACAGAAAAGGGGAGGAAGCAACUAGCUUUCGAAGAUGACAAGCCACUUUAUGUAUACCCAGAAGCAGACAUGCUGGUUUCAUUGAAACAACGCAGAACAUACAGCGGAUUCUCAUCUUGGGGCAAAGGAUGGGCAGAUCCAGAGAUCAGACGCCAACGGUUAGAGACAAUGAAACGCCCAAGAGAAAGGAAACCACGAAGAGAACGAUCACGUCAACAGCAACGUCCUUUGAAGUUACAGAAGAAUCUUCCAUGGAAAAGCAAAGAAUAAACCUCUCUCAAGUUCGUUCUUCUUUGCUCUCAGUCCCAUGUUCAGGCAGAGACGUCGAGCCAUAGAGAAGCUGAAGCUAGUGAAUGAGGCUUUGGUUGCUGCGGAAGAGAAUGUUGCGAGGCUUCAAGAGCGCCAUGAUGUGAUUCUCAAAGAGAUAUGUUCUUAUUACCUCGUUAACUCCGAGCUACAAGAAGCUUUGGUUGCAGCUCGAGCAGCCGUUGAUGUUGCUUCAGGUUUUGUCAUAGAGCUUAGAAGAUUACAGUUGAAUUUAUUAAACUCACUUUCUUAAUGUAUGUUAAACACACGUAUUAAUGGCGAUUUAAAUA